AUGGCCGCUCGCGCGCUGCUGGCGCUGCUGCUGCUGCUGCUGACCGUGUCGUGGUGCGCGCGCGCCUCCUCGAGCUGCCAGCUCGCGCACGACUGGCGGCCGCAGAGCGAGGCGUGCCGCGCGGAGCUGGCCGAGAUCAUCGUGUUCGCGCGCGUGCUCGCCGUGCACAAGGAGCAGCCGUACAGCGUCUACAACUACCUGCCCUGGCAGGACGACGCGGGGGGGCUUUUCUUCUCGGCCGAGAUCGAGCUGCUGUGCGACCAGGCGUGGGGCAGCAUGCUGGAGGUUCCCGCGGGCUCGCGCUUCAACGUCACCGGCUUGGGCUACUUCCCCUGCUACUCGUACAGCGUGGUGGAGAACAACAACUACUACUUCUUCCUGAGGAUGGAUGAAAACUACAGCAUUAUUCCUCAUGGAGUGAACUUCCAGGACCCCAUCUUCCCCGACACACCCGAGAACCACCGCAUGUUCGCCAGCCUCUUCCAGUUCUCCAACUGCACAGCCGGAACCCAGGUCCACAUGUACACUCCUGAGUGGGAGGCCCAAGAGGACAGCCGGCUCCUGUGCUCCACGGUGCAGAAAGCCCUGUUUGAGGAAGAGGAGAAGGUGAAAACUCUCGCCCAAAAGGUGAAGGUUCUCGAGAAAGCCAACAACCACCUGAAGGACAAAGUGAAGAACAUGAAGCGUCUGUUGAGGCAGGCCAAAAGAGAGCCCAAGGAACAGGUCCUCCUCAAGCAGCUUCAUGAGUCUGAACCAGAGGUUCCACAUCCAGACCAGGACACCACCCAGGACCAGAAACCUGCUCACAAGAAGGUCCUGCCCAGAAAGCUCAAGAACUAGGCACUGCUUCUUCACCAAGUACCGUAAUUACUGCCAGGGAGCCAUGAUGGCAGUAAGUACAUGAUGACUGUACAUAAGGAACGUUAGCGGGUCCUUGACAAAAGCUGAAGACUUAAAAAUAAAAGUUCUUAAGUGGUUCUUGGCUUGGAUGUAUGGCUCAAGGGGAAAAAAAGUAAAUUGGUAUAGAACCUUAAAAUUUUGUGGAGGUUUUUCAAACUUUUAAAAAGGUUCUUCAUACUUGCAAAACUUUCAAAAAUGGUUGUUUCCGUCCAUCCUUGGGUUCCUUAGGGCAGAGGUUCUCAGAGUUGCCAUCAGGGCCCAGUGAUGGUCCACAUUUGGGUUUGAGAACCACUGCUUUAGGGAACCAAAAGUAAUUCUUCUACAGCACUGCUCCAAAGAACCGUUUUUGGUACCUUUAUUUUUAGGAAUGUAGGUCUGUCCAUAUAUAAAAGUUAGACUCGAAUUUAAAUGGUUCUAAUACGGUGUGCAAUGGACUGAGUAGGUCUCAUCCUAGCAUUAAUCCACCCAGAGGACAGGCCUAGUGACCAGGCUAGUAUGCUUAUUUACUCACUUCAUGAAGAAGUGGUCAUGUAACAUCUCAGCAAGAAUAUUAAAAACUUAAAAUGUUUUAUCUUUUUUCCACAUAGCACACAUAUUAUCACAGCGCAACCACAAUACUGCACAUCAUUAUUGUCAUGAUUAUUUAGGAACACUUCACUGGAACCCUGCUACAUAAAACUGACAUAACCAUGUCAUAAACAGUCGUGAGUUGUCAUGAUAUAUUUUGUUCAGUAAUAAAAGUCAUGCUACCAUUACCGUUAACUGUCAUGACAGAUGUCAUAAUGUUUGCUUCUUAGCUGUCUAUAGUACACUUAGCAAAUAUUGACGUAAGCUGUCAUGACCUCAAACACUGUGGCAUCUGCCGUGAUAUUUAACAGUAAUGUUAUGACUAAUAUUAAGACAAUAUUUGGCGACGAAUAGAUAAUUUGACCUCAGUGUCAUGCUAGUCAGAAUUUGUCAUUCUAUGUUAUUGCAACCAUUUUAGUAGAUUGAAUGGUUAGAUCAUGGUCAGAGGCUAAUGGCUAGUCACAUGCAAUCAGGCGGCAGCUACACUCACCAAGCACUUUAUUUGGAACACUGUACUAAUACUGAGUUGGGCCUCCCUUUGCUCUCAAAACAGCCUCAAUUCUUCAUGGCAUGGAUUCCACAAGAUGUUGGAAACAUUCCUUUGAGAUUCUGGUCCAUGUUGACAUGAUUGUAUCAUGCCAUUCCUGCACAUUUUUGGGUGCACUUUCAUGCUGCAAAUCUCCUGUUCUACCACAUGCCAAAGGUGUUCUAUUGGAUUCAGAUCCGGUGACGGGGAAGGCCACUGAGGAACACUGAACUUAUUGUCAUGUCUAGGAAACCUGUUUGAAAUGAAUUUUGCUCUGUGACAUGGUACGUUGUCUUGCUGGAAAUAGCCAUUAAAAGAUGGGUAAAAUGUGGCCACAAAGCAUCCACAGGGUCAGCAAUUUAAAUAGGCUGUGGCAUUCAAGUGAUUGAUUGGUAUUAAUGGUCACAAAGUGUGCCAAGAAAAAAUUUCCCAGACCAUUUCACCACCUCCACCAGCCUGGACUGCUGACACAAGGAAAGCUGGGUCCAUGGAUUCAUGCUAUUGGUGCCAAAGUCUGACCCUACCAUCCGUGUGUCUCCAAAGAAAUCGCAAUUCAUCAGAACAGGCCACAUUUUUCCAGUCUUCAACUGUCCAAUUUUGGUGAGUCUGUGCCCAGUGCAGCCUCAGCUUUCUCUUCUUGGCUGACAGAAGCAGAACCCAAUGUGGUCUUCUGCUGUUGUAGCCCAUCCACCUCAAGGUUGUUUUCUUCUCUGCUUCUCUGCUCACCACAGUUGUCCAAAGUUGGAAUCUGAGUUACCGUAGUCUUUCUGUCAGCUCGACCCAGUUUGGCCAUUCUCCGUUACCAACAAGGCAUUUCCAUCUGCAGAACUGCCGCUAACUGGAUAUUUUUCUUUGUUUCACCAUUCCGGGUAAACUCUCUGGUGAAAAUCCCAGGAGAUCAGCAGUUAUUGAUAUACUCAGCCCCACCUGUGUGUCAUCAACAAUCAUGCCACAGUCAAAAUCACUGAGAUUACAUUUUUUCCCUGUUCUGAUGGUUGAUGUGAACAUUAGCUGAAGCUGCUGGCCCGUAUCUGCACGAUUUUAUGCACUGCACUGCUGCCACACAGUUGGCUGAUAAGAGAACUGCAUGAAUGAGUAGAUGUACAGGUGUUCCUAAUAAAGUGAUCGGUGAGUGUAUAACAUUAUUCACUGAGGACUGAGUGAUAGUAAUGCUAUUUUUUGCUGGCGCCCCUAUGUGAUUCAAGUAGUUUGUUAGCUCUCAGCUAACAGUGACUCGUUUGAAUUUCUUUUAACGGAUUUAAACAGGGACAUUUGAUGCUUGUAAAAGACAUUCCAAGGUUUAUUUGAAAAUAUAUUUUUAAUUGGGGCAGUUUUACAGUGACUUCUUUAGUAAAGAAUCCUGUUAUAGAGCUGCUGCCACUGAUUUCUAUUUCUAACAACUGACUGAGACACAUUGGUCAGGAUACCAUUCGUAUUCACAGUCAGUAAUGUGUCUAGGAUGUCCAGAGGGUCUAGAGUGUUUUUUUUUCCUUAUGAAAUUCACCCCAUCCUUUGAA
Colossoma macropomum (tambaqui) is the source of this 3510-nucleotide messenger RNA. It is a transcript of the gene ccdc3b, whose product is annotated as coiled-coil domain containing 3b. Lineage: Eukaryota; Metazoa; Chordata; Actinopteri; Characiformes; Serrasalmidae. The transcript has 3 exons. Gene Ontology annotation, cellular component: extracellular region. Gene Ontology annotation, biological process: negative regulation of gene expression. The record is from RefSeq and is a predicted model, not a curated record. The coding region runs from base 1 to 840 and encodes 279 amino acids.